Messenger RNA from Spirodela intermedia, 324 nucleotides. NCBI's taxonomy places the organism in Eukaryota, Viridiplantae, Streptophyta, Magnoliopsida, Alismatales, Araceae. The record is from the annotation of a GenBank genome assembly.
AUGGAUGUGGGAGCAUCAACUCCGUUCCUUUGGGCUUCUGAGGAGCGGGAGAAAUUGUUGGAAUUCUAUGAAAGAGUCCCGGGAGACAGGAUGCAUGCCAGUUUCAUACGACCUGGUGGAGUGGCACAAGAUCUGUCUCUUGGCUCAUGUCGAGAUAUUGAUUCCUCCACACAACAAUUUGCUUCACGUAUCGACGAAUUAGAAGAGAUGUCAACCGGCAACCGUAUCUGGAAACAACGAUUAGUGGAUAUUGGUACUGUCACUGCACAGCAAGCAAAGGAUUGGGGAUUCAGUGGUGUAAUGUUAAGAGGUCGUGCGACAUGA